GGGUGGCGAGGGCGAGGGCGAAGAAGGGACUUUGGAAGAGUUAUGAAUUCAUGAAAUGAUGCUUGAAGUUCGUUGAGGAUGCUCAAAAUUCUAAGCUAGGCGCAUUCUUUCGAUGUAGUAAAAACUGCUUCUAAGUACAACUUUUUCACUUAUACUUACUCAAACUUCUGUCAACAUGAGAUCAACAUCCAGGUGAUCCUCUAAAUCAUGAAAGCAAUAGCGUAGACGCUGGCGCGUCGUCGAAAGCAACUACUCCGGUAUCGAUUCCAGAGCAAGCAGAAUUCAAGGGAGAGGAGACCGAGACGGCUACACCAACGGCUGCUGCCGAG
Molecule: messenger RNA, 329 nt
Organism: Amoebophrya sp. A25
Lineage: Eukaryota; Dinophyceae; Syndiniales; Amoebophryaceae
Source: the annotation of a GenBank genome assembly